Symbiodinium natans is the source of this 3618-nucleotide messenger RNA. Lineage: Eukaryota; Dinophyceae; Suessiales; Symbiodiniaceae. The record is from the annotation of a GenBank genome assembly.
AUGCGGACGUUCUUUGUUGCCAAGUUCUUGCUGCUGACCGGCGCCGCAGCCCGGCCGAUGCUGCACAUCUUCCUGCCGCCCUGGAACGCCUCAGACGAGGUCUCCAGGCACCAGGACAACGGUGAGGUCUGGUAUCCGGGGCCGCAGAUGAUGUCCUACGGCAUGGACCCAGCGACGGCGGUGCACAGCAUGUUGGAAGGCGUGGACAUGGUGUCGGUCAACGCCUCGGGCCACGAGCAAGUGGCUCUACGCUUAAACUUUACCAACGACGAACAGACGAUGAAACAUCGGAGGACCGUGAUGAAGCAGACUGUCGAGCUUGGGCUAGCUGGUGAACGGUCCGAAAACCUGAUCAGCAGCAGGGCAUUCUUGCAGAAGCUGCUCAGCUUCCGCAGGGCCGGGUACCGCCCCAUCCGCCAGCAGAAGAAGCAGACCCAGCUGAUCCUUCCAUUGAACAACCGAACGGAGGCGACUCCCCUGGCACAGUACAUCUCCAAGCACUACGGCCGAGCGGUGAAGCCGCUCCUGCCGCCAACGCUUGGCUGGAGCAGUGUUGGUGGGAGCAAAGCGUUCGCCUUCUCCAGUGACAAACUCUACAUGGUGGUUGGUGCCAGGAUCGUGGAAGUGAUGCUGGAAACAGUGCCACCCAGUGGCGGGUGCCCCGCGCAUGCCAAGUACGGCAAUGUGAACCGCUCGUGCCGGGAGGAGACCACGAAGGCUGGCGCAGACAGGGUGAUUUUCGGAGGGAAAGUAGGCACCGCCCUUGACCAGCUCGGAGUGCCGGAGAAUGUCCCCAGCAUCGUCUUCCACCAAGACAAGUUGUACGUAGUUGAAGGGGUAGGAAGCGGCAGUGCUGCUACUCUGGAUGAACGUAUUGGGAACAACCGAAUUUUGGUUCUGCUUCCUGGCCAGUCCAAGGCCGAAGUCUUCUUCGGCGGCAACGGCCGCGGCAGCCGCUUGAAUCAAGUCAACGAUCCCCGGGACAUCGCCUUUUUCGAAGGCAAGGCAUACAUUUCUGACAGUGGGAACCAUCGCAUCCUGGAGGUCACCCCUGGCAAGUCCAAGGCCAAGUUGUUCUUUGGAGGGAAGGGGCCAGGCAGCCGUUUGGAUCAACUAAACAAUCCCGGUGUCAUCAUGUUCCUCAAAGGCAAGGCGUAUGUUGUGGAUUACAGUAACCAUCGCAUCCUGGAGGUCACUCCUGGCAAGUCCAAAGCCAAGUUGUUCUUUGGAGGGCAGGGCCCAGAUAAAUUACUCUACCCCAGAAGCAUGGCCUUCUUUGAGGGCAAAGCGUAUAUUGGCACGUCCGAGGGGUUCAUGGAAAUCACUCCCGACAAGUCGAAGGCCAGGUUAGCCUUCAAAUAUCAUCGCGCAGAAGACCAGAUCUCCUUCUAUCGGGGUAAGGCCUAUGUUGUGCUUGGCCAUUGGCCAUUCCACCGUCACCACGCGGGGCUCGUGCAGCUGACCCCUGGCCCAUGGACCGCAAAGUUCCUUCUGAGGAAGCACAGGGCGCUUCAAGAGCAACUUAACGGAGCACAACGGGUCAGGAUCUGUGAGAGCCAGGUUUACGUCCUGGGGCAGAAAGACAUCAAAAGGGUGAUGCCGCGCCAGUCGAAGGCGGAGACUUUCUGGGAGGGCUCCGAACCUUUGGCCGACCUUGCAUUCUACAAGAACAAGAGCUACGCUGUGCAAAGACAAGGGGGUCAGGUUUUGGAAAUCACGCCUGGCGAGUCGAAGUCAAAGAUCUUUUUUGCAGCAACGACCCCUUACAGCAACUUCAAUGGCAUCACCUUUUUCGAAGACAAGGCAUACAUUGUUGACGCGACAUUCCAUCGCAUCUUGGAGGUCACUCCUGGCAAGUCUAAGGCCAAGACGUUCUUCGGAGGGAAGGGAAUGGGCAGCCGCUUGGAUCAACUUUACAAUCCCACAAGCAUGACCUGGUUCGAAGGCAAGGCCUACGUUGUUGACCAGUGGAACCGUCGCGUCCUCGAGGUCACCCCUGGCAAGUCAUGGGCCAAGUUGUUCUUUGGAGGGAAGGGCCUGGGCGAUGGCGUCCGUUUGGACCAACUCACCACUCCUGUGGACAUCGCCUUCUUCAAGGGGGUGGCCUACAUUGUUGACGGAUGUAAUACUUGGCCCCGCAUCUUGCGGGUGACUCCCGGCGAGUCCUUUGCAGAGGUGUUUGCCCAGCGUUACCUUGACCACCCCGUGAGCAUCGCUUUUCACAACGGCAACGCCUACGUCACGAGCCUCACCACGGUUACUGUGCUGUCCAUGGCAGUUUUGGAGGAACCGUCCAACAGGACCGUCGAUCUGGGUGGGGCGUUGGCCCGGUGUCAACGAGGAGCUUUGUUCUCUCGGGGUGACACCGACAUCUUCCUGGCCAAGUGCCAGGUCGCGUCGGCAAUGGUCGAGGUCGCGGCUUCCAAGCCAAGCAUCACCCUGGAGGCCCCGAACUACGACGUCUCCAUGGAGAUCACGAACCGUGCCGCCCACUUGCCCGUGGUCGGCUUCACUAAGCUCACGCUGCCCUGGGCCGAGGUCCAUGUACCAACGCGGAAGUUCAAGUUCGGUUUGUGCUUGGCCGCCCUGGCAGCUGCCAGCUUUGGAGCCCAUGGGGUCGGUCGCCGCGCAGGUCACCUAAGCUUCCUGCUGCUGGCCUUCUGCGUGUUUUUGGCCGCGCUCCACUUCGAACUCUGCUUUCUUCCCAUCCCCGACAGCUACCUGUGGUCUUCGUUGACCCUGGUGGGUGGCCUGUUCUUGCCCUGGGCCAUGGUUCCUCUGCUGCUCUUCCUGUCUUUCGAUUCUCUCACCAAGCACGCCUUCACCAGCGACGCCCCCUUGGCCGUGUCCUGCGCCCUCGGCACCGGGUGGGAAUACCACCUCCUCACCGCCUUCCUCAUGGCUGCGUCGACGUCCGUUUGGGCACUAUGCUUGGGGGAAGAUAGCACACCACCGCCGGCGCCGUUGGCUACCAUACCAAACUUCUGCUCUCUCCGAAAGCUCAUGGAGAAUCACUUUCCGUGGCUGGUGGAGAAGGUGGAGCAUCCGAAUGCUUCAGCGCGGCGACUCUUGCAACUGCUCAAGUGGGUCCAAACAAGCAUGGGAGAUCAGUACUUGGAUCUCACCACCUGCCUCGUCUUCCAAGCUUGUGGCUACGACUACGCAUGGCUUUCGUUGGUCUGCAUCCUCUCAGCCCUCUGCUUGCAGAAUCUAGGUGGCGCGCUGUACAUUCUUUGCUGCUCCCGUGGGCAUGGACUGCCAGCUUCGCAGACCUGCGUCUACGCGUUGAUCGCAUUGGUGAUGGCACCGCCUCUGAAGCAGUUGAAUGAGAAGCUGACGCCUGCGGCGAUGUACGUCACCAUGGUGCGACUCAUCUCCGAAGAUCUGCCGCAACUGCUCAUCCAGCUGCACUUCACCAUCUUCGUCUACCAGAACCCCUUCGUGCUCUUCAACGUGAUGUUGACCUUGCUGUUUGCGGCCAUGGAUGUCAAGGCUCUGUGCAGCUAUUGCCAGCCCAAGAAGUUCGAACCGAUCCCGCAGGUCGACAAGACGAGCACGCAGCAUCACCAAAUCGCUCUCAUGCCUCUCGCCAAGGCCGAGGAAGCGAGUUCAGCUUAG